AUAAAGGGGAACGCACAACAGCUUCACAAAAGUCACUUCGCGAACGUGAAGCAUGAGUUUGAAAAAGAUGAAUUUUUAAAUUAAAUGAAUUAAAUACAAAAUUUGAUUGUUUAUAAUAUUAAACAUUAGUCUUAGAUUCUUUGAUUUUGUCAUACUUUUAUUUUAAAAAAUUUGUUAAUAUCGGUAAUCCUUUCACAUAUUAGUUUUUGAGGUUAGAAUAUUUGUUUGGAUUUACUCUCUGUAAAUAAAUAAUUUUUAUUUGAUUUUGUAAAUUUUAUAAAAUUUACAUAAUGAUGAAUACAAUAAUAGGCAAUGAGAGGGAGAUAAUUAAACUUUUAAGAACAGCAGGUUGCUGUCAUAGAUGUUGUUUACGUUUUAUUGGAUCAAGAGAAACAAAUUAUUACGAAGAUCCUUUAUUAGCACUGGAAAAGUUGGAAUAUUUAGAUAAAUCUGACAUUGUAAAUACUCCUUGCACAGUAUGCUUAGGUAUUUUACAAGAUGAAUUAUUUCAAAGCGCCAUUCAAAAGACAUCAGAGGAAAUUAUUCGAGGGAAUUAUGACUGCGACACUUUUACUGUUGCACUGACUAUUCCAGUUUUAAUUCUACUUAGAGAGCGUUCUCUACAAAUUUAUUUAUCCCAGUCAUUGAAAUUAUCUGACGAAGCAUUUCGCGAAUUGAAAUUACAAACGCAAAGUAUUAAAGAAAUUUGGAAGUUAUUGGCUGUACCAAAAAUUGAGAAUUUAACGAAUAAGAUUGGAGAAGCUCAGAAAGUUACCUCUGUCUUUCUUGUUGAUAUUUUUUUCUCACAUUCUCGCGAUGAAGAAGAAUGUGUUGCCUUAUUAAAAAAAUGCAAUGCUGAAAAGAAGUCAGGCAAUUCAAGACAUAAAAAUAGGGAAAUUAGUUACAGUAGAAAAAAUGUGGAAUCUACAUUGGACACUUUAAAUGACGAUCAAUUUGUAGAUAAUUGUACAAUUCCACCAACGUCUGUUGAAAAUUUUGCAACCAUUGAUAAAGUGAAUUGUGCUCACAGUAGUCUUUUCAUAGGAGGUCGUUAUAAUAAACUUUCGAGGAAUUUAUGCCAAACUCCUUGGUUUAUUAAUGGGGAGAGAAAAAUGGAAACAUCUGUGCAAGAACUUCUUUGUGAUCCAAUUCUCAAACACGUACAAGCUGAUUCGAUGAAGUUUCUUUCUUCUGGAAGAGAAGACGUAGAUGUGAGAAUGUUAAAUAAUGGCAGACCUUUUGCAGUCGAAUUACUUAAUCCUAGAAUUACAAAAUUUCCCGAAGGAUUUGAAAAGUUGGUCAUGGAUAUCAAUAAAAAUUCGGAAAUCGUUCAAAUCACGAGCAACUUAAAACUUCUUUCCAAACUAGACUUAAAGAAGUUGAAAGAGGGUGAAAACGAAAAAACCAAGAAUUAUCGAGCUUUUUGCAUUUGUAAGCCAAAUGAAAAUACUAGCGAUUUAAUUAAUAAAUUGAAUGAUUUGAAAAAUCUGGAAAUUGUCCAAAAAACACCAAUUAGAGUUUUGCACAGACGUCCAUUAGCUUCUCGAAUUCGAAUGAUACACUCGAUAAGAGCUCAGUUGAUAAAAUCCGAAGAGUUGGAGAAAUUUUCUGUAGAAUUGAAAAAUCUUGAAGGAAAUGAACUUUUUGUUGUUGAUGUUAAGACUCAAGCAGGUACUUAUGUCAAGGAAUUUGUACACAGUGAUUUUGGUAGAACAGUUCCAAGCUUGUGCAGUCUUCUUCAAACGGAUGUUGAUAUUAUUGCACUGGACGUUACAGGAAUCAACCUGAAUUGGCCUUGAUAUUAUUAACGUUAUUAAUAAUAGGUUGCAGUAUGUAUAAUAACUUGAAUUUACUUUAGAUAAAUACAUACAUUUUUUAAUUUUA
This is a messenger RNA of Leptopilina heterotoma, 1884 nucleotides long. RefSeq names its product tRNA pseudouridine synthase Pus10 (gene Pus10). Gene Ontology annotation, molecular function: pseudouridine synthase activity; RNA binding. Bases 291 to 1799 code for a protein of 502 amino acids. The record is from RefSeq and is a predicted model, not a curated record. The transcript is spliced from 7 exons. Gene Ontology annotation, biological process: tRNA pseudouridine synthesis. Lineage: Eukaryota; Metazoa; Arthropoda; Insecta; Hymenoptera; Figitidae.